GGCAGGUACAUGGGGUGUUGAGGCUGCGCUGGCUACUGGAUCAUAACUGCUGAGGAGUAAGCAGCAUGUGGCUUGAGCAGGCAGGCAGAGCUCUUUAGUGAGGUGGGUUCCGGGAGGACUCUGAGCCUGUGCUCAGCUGAGCUCCAGAAGAAGCUCAGGGAGGCAGAGGAGGGCAGAGCCGCAGCUGCUGCCUGGCUUUCAAGAAGAAGGCGGGACUCUCUCCAUCAGCUGCAGGCUCAAGGACGGCGGGACUCCACUCCACCUGAGCCAUGCCGGCCAACCUCACAGAGGGCAGCGCCAAGUCCAAUGGGACUGGGCAGGCACUGAAUUCUCCUGUCCUUUGUACUGAAACAGUGACUUUCACUGCAGAGGUGGAAGGAGAGGAAUGGGGCUCCUUCUACUACUCCUUCAAGACUGAGCAGUUGAUAACUCUGUGGGUCCUCUUUGUUUUCACCAUUGUUGGAAAUGCCAUUGUGCUGUUCUCUACACGGAGGAGGAAGAGGAAGUCGAGAAUGACCUUUUUCGUGACUCAGCUGGCCAUCACAGGUAAGCAACUGCAGGAGAGGAAUGAGCUGAGAAUUCCCAUGGCUCCUCACUGCCAAGUAAUUUACCAACAGAACUGGUGUAUUACCAGUCCAAAACGCAGCUGCAGAUUUGGGAAUCAUUUCUGUAGGGAUAUAAAACUCAAAUCUGAAUUUUUCUUCCAACAAAUUUAA
This is a messenger RNA of Bubalus bubalis (water buffalo), 716 nucleotides long. Its product is annotated as neuropeptide S receptor-like. Gene Ontology annotation, molecular function: neuropeptide receptor activity. Gene Ontology annotation, cellular component: cytoplasm; membrane. The record is from RefSeq and is a predicted model, not a curated record. The transcript has 2 exons. The coding region runs from base 270 to 716 and encodes 148 amino acids. NCBI's taxonomy places the organism in Eukaryota, Metazoa, Chordata, Mammalia, Artiodactyla, Bovidae. Gene Ontology annotation, biological process: positive regulation of release of sequestered calcium ion into cytosol; neuropeptide signaling pathway.